Molecule: messenger RNA, 897 nt
Organism: Linum trigynum
Lineage: Eukaryota; Viridiplantae; Streptophyta; Magnoliopsida; Malpighiales; Linaceae
Source: the annotation of a GenBank genome assembly
UUACAAUAACAACCACAAAACUUCCACCUCGGUUGCUCCACCCAAUCUCUGGCCGCUUCGAUCCGGCGAUUCUCUUCAUCCAAAUUGCUUCACCCACCACUGGGUCAUCCCAUUCGGCGAUUGGUUCCACGUCAGUCCUCUGCAAUUCGAUUUGGGGAUUUUUAUGAUUCGACGAUGAUGAUUUUUAUGAUUCGUCAUCAUCGUCGUCCGUCGACCGCCAUCGUCUGUUCCCUGUUCCUCGCCAUCGUUGAAUAUUGCGAGCUUGAGGGCUACGCCACCCUCCCAACUGCGAUGGAGCUUCUUCUCCUUUCGGCAGAGUGUCAAGAUCAGAGAUCCAAAUCUGAAGCUGACACGAAGAAAGCCGACAGAAGGAGACCUACUUCGUUGGAUUUGCACAAUGUCGUUUCCGCUUCCUCGUCGCGGUUAGCUGCCGCCGUAAAAAGACAUCGAUCUCGUCGUCGCGCAAGUCUGGGUCAUGGAUAGGAGACUAGGAUUAGGUAUAAGAGACCUCUCCCCGCCUCCAUCGUCGACCACUAGGUUGGAUUGGGGAUAGGAGACGUGGAUAGGAGACCUCUCCCCGCCUCCGCCGACCACUGGAUCGGAUUGGGAAGAGAACGGGCUCCAUUCCAUAAUCGGAAGGAAGGAGAUUUGGCAGGGGAGGCUUCUUUUUUCUUCUUCUUUUCUUCAGCAGCAGCUGCAAUGGUAGAGAUUUGAGUCUUCUGCAGCCUCUCGGACAAGUUGAUUUGAGGAUGUUUAGCGAUUCUUCUUCCAAGCAGUAGAAGUUUUAGCGAUUCUUGAUGUCACUCCCGCUGGGUUUAAUUUGAGACUGUGGUUACCAAAGGAUUAUGUUAUGGGACUGUCCAAGUACCACAUCGGAAAUAUAAGGGAAUGAACCCU